Morchella sextelata is the source of this 216-nucleotide messenger RNA. RefSeq lists its product as uncharacterized. Lineage: Eukaryota; Fungi; Ascomycota; Pezizomycetes; Pezizales; Morchellaceae. The transcript has a single exon. The record is from RefSeq and is a predicted model, not a curated record. The coding region runs from base 1 to 216 and encodes 71 amino acids.
AUGGCUGCCGUUACAUCCUCUUUCUCCCGAAAGCGUACCCGCGAUGACGAUGGCGACCACGAUAUGGAACCACCGGAACCCCAACCUCAGAGAAAGCGAAUGAGGCACCGUGCUAAGAAGCCGGCUGCGACGGCUGCUGCGGAGUAUACCAGUGGGCAAGCGUUUGUGCGAGAACGUGGAUCGGAAUCUGAGAUGGAUUUCGAUGAGGAUUUUUAA